Molecule: messenger RNA, 201 nt
Organism: Caenorhabditis angaria
Lineage: Eukaryota; Metazoa; Nematoda; Chromadorea; Rhabditida; Rhabditidae
Source: the annotation of a GenBank genome assembly
AUGCUCAACCUAAAUGCCAAAACCAAAAAGGUGAGUUUACAUAACUCACACUUACCUGUGCUACUGAACAUUCCAAAAAUCGAAAUAUUCAAUACAUCAUAUGUAAAGCGGACAAACCACUUCGAUGUUGACGAAAGUCAUAUCUUCUCUGCAAACCUCGCCCUGGCCAUGAAACGUGCUAAGCAAUCCGCUGAUGCUUGA